Messenger RNA from Punica granatum (pomegranate), 771 nucleotides. Lineage: Eukaryota; Viridiplantae; Streptophyta; Magnoliopsida; Myrtales; Lythraceae. The record is from RefSeq and is a predicted model, not a curated record.
CAAAAAAGGCAGUAUUCCUUCGCCUCACCAGACCCCCAUAAAGCAAAGAGAUUCAACAGAAAGAAAACAUCUCUCUCUCUCUACAAUAAAAUCUUUUGCUAUUUUGGCUUUGUGUCUUUUGACUCGAAUCCCCACAAUUUUGCAGUUGAAUUAUACAAUCUUCCUCUCAUCCGGUCGUGGUCUGGCCUGGCCUGGCCUGCACAGCUGAGUUGAGGAGAUAGCCGCCGGCGAUGGGCGGCGCAUAUCACCGCCACUGCCGCCUUCAACAUUUGGUGACUGCCACCGCGGCCCUCACUCUCCUCCUAUUCGCCUCCGCUUCCGCCCUCUCCCUUAACCAACUCAGAAGUCGAGAAGCAGGAGAGCCCGAGAAGAAGCUAACAAUCAGGAGCGGUAGUGGGGCAGCCGUGCAGCAGAGACUGAGAACAGUUGGGCCGGGGUCGUCGCCUCCGAGUUGCCGGUCAAAGUGCGGGAAGUGCUCCCCGUGUAAGCCGGUCCAUGUCCCGAUCCACCCGGGAGUGAGCCUGCCGCUGGAGUACUACCCCGAAGCCUGGCGCUGCAAGUGCGGCAACAAGCUCUUCAUGCCUUGAAAACCGAACGGCUUGUCAGUCGGGAGACUACGAUCUGCGCGAUUCUGUAUCUUUGUACUCGUCGACGUCAUCCCAUCCGUCCUUCGUCCCGGGAUGCAAUAUAUUUUCAACUGUUCGAGUCAGCAGUUUUCUGAAUUUGGAAGCUGAGAACAUAAAUGCAAUAUCUGACAAUAUUUCCUCGUUA